Molecule: messenger RNA, 951 nt
Organism: Verticillium nonalfalfae
Lineage: Eukaryota; Fungi; Ascomycota; Sordariomycetes; Glomerellales; Plectosphaerellaceae
Exons: 2
Coding region: 1-951 (316 amino acids)
Molecular function (GO): oxidoreductase activity
Source: RefSeq, a predicted model, not a curated record
AUGCGCCCUCACGACGUCCUCAUCAUCGGCGGUGGCCCCGCCGGCCUCUCCACAGCAACCUACCUCGCGCGCCAGUUGCGCACCGCCGUCCUCUUCGACUCGGGGGUGUACCGCAACGCCCGCGCCGAGCACAUGCACGGCGUGCUCGGCUUCGACCACGCCGCCCCGGCCACCCUGCGCUCCAAGGCGCGCGCCGACCUCCUGGCGCGCUACGAAACGACGACCUUUGUCGACGACGCCGUGACGCGCAUCGACAAGACGCCGCAGGGCCUCUUCCGCGCCGUGACGGGCGACGGCCGCACGUGGCACGGACGCAAGGUCGUCCUCGCGACGGGCGUCACGGACAUCAUGGCCCCGAUCCCCGGCUUCGACGCCUGCUGGGGCCGCAGCGUCUUCCACUGCCUGUACUGCCACGGCUACGAGUCGCGCGGCGCCGCGACCGCCGGCGUCCUGACGGGCGGCUUGGUGGCGCAGGCGGCCUUGGGCGUGCACAUGGCAUGGAUGGCCAAGCAGCUCGCGGACCGCGUCACCAUUUACGCCCACGGCGACGAUGCCAUGGUCCGUGACCUCGAGGCGGCCAUCGACAAGACGCCUUUUGUCGUCGACGCGAGGCGCAUUGCGCGGAUGGAGCAUGGGCCCGGCGAGACGGAGGUGACGCUCUACUUUGAAGACGGCACAUCUGUGACGGAGGGCUUCCUGGCUCAUGGACCUCGUACCAGGGUCAACGGUCCCUUUGUCGAGCAGCUCAGCCUCGACCUCACCGAAAGUGGCGAAAUCAAGACGGUCAAUGCCUUUGGCGAGACGACGUGUCCAGGGGUGUAUGCGGCCGGCGACAACAUGCAAAUGAUGAAGGCGGUGCCCCUAGCAGCGGCGGCGGGCGUCAUCGCCGUGGCUGGUUUGAGCGGACCCUUGAGCAGCGAGCCGCAGGUGGAGGUAGACGUGGAACAAUAA